CGAUACCAGUGCUCACCUUUCGAGUGUGGACGAUCGGUAUCCUGCUGGUGUGCUUGGGUACCGGAGUCAACCAACUGUUUGCGCCGCGCAUGCCAAGUAUUGGACUGAGCGUCACUUCGGCUCAGCUGGUGGCUUAUCCGCUGGGAUGUUUGAUGGCCAGAUAUCUACCGAAGAAUGUUUUCCGUAUAGGAGAUCAUUCAUUCACUCUAAAUCCUGGUCCUUUCAAUAUGAAAGAACACAUGCUGAUCAGUAUUAUGGCCAACGUCUCUUUCGGAGGAGCGUAUGCAACCGAUAUCAUUGCCGUCCUUCGAAUCGGCCGGUUUUUCAACAACUCUGCUUUGGCUGAGAAGAUCGGAUUUCAAUUAACAUUGGUAUUGAGCUCACAGCUGAUGGGUUAUACUUUAGCUGGUAUGACGAGAAAGUUUCUCGUUGAUCCACAGGCAAUGGUAUGGUGGGGGAACCUCUCGGAGAUAUCGGUCCUGCAAGCCUUACAUGCCAAAGACAGAGACCAAUCUGUCAAUGGAUGGCGCAUCUCCCGAUUGCGAUUCUUCUCUCUCUGCGCGAUUGCAUACGGGAUUUACUACAUUCUUCCAGGUGUCUUCUUCCAAAGUCUAGCAUUUUUCAACUGGACAACAUGGAUUGCACCCCAAAACGCCAAAUUGGCUUUAAUAACAGGUACCAUCAGUGGUCUUGGCCUCAACCCCUUCCCUACUCUUGACUGGAAUUUUCAGGCUAUGGAUCCCAUAGUCACUCCACUUUGGUCUAUCAUGAACCUCUACGCAGGGGCUGUGAUUGGGGCUUUGACAAUCUGUGCAGUAUAUUUCAAAAACAUCAGAUCUACAUCAUACUUACCUAUCAAUACUUGGGGUGUAUUUGAUCGAUACGGAGCUCCGUACAACGCUACCAUGGUUCUUGAUAAAUCAAACAUUCUUGAUCAGGUCCGGUAUGAAUCGUAUUCACCGCCUUAUAUGACGGCGUCCAGCAUUGUGUGCUACACCGCUUUCUUUGCAUUGUAUACCAGUAACAUUGUACACGCAGCCCUUUAUUACCGAAAGCAUAUCAUGUCUGGAUUGUAUCACCUCUUACCUUCUCUUCAAGCCAGCCACUUUUUUAAGACCUUGCGAAGGAAAAAUGGAGAGAAGCCUCUAAAAGAUCAAAUGCACAGCGACGUUCACUACCGCCUCAUGCAAGUAUACCCACAAGUACCUGAAUGGUGGUUCAUGCUUGUCGGAGUCAUCUCCAUCGCAAUGGCCAUUUUCAUGCUGAAAUAUUAUGAAUCAGAGAUGCCCACGAUGCCAGUAUGGGGUUUAGCAUUCGCCUUUGCUAUCACUCUCGCUCUCAUCGUCCCCAUUGGCACUAUGACAGCGGUAGCCUCCGCGGCGUCUUCACUGAACGUUCUCUCUGAGCUUGUGGGCGGAUACCCUCCUAAAGCAUACGGAUGCAUGACAAUGGUUCAGGCACUUGGCUUUACCUCGGAUAUGAAAAUUCCUCCUAAAGCUCUCUUCGCAGCACAGCUGUCUGGGACUGUCUUAUCCUCGCUCAUCUCCAUAGCUGGUACAGUGACUUUUGACACAUCAUCUCUAUACGUUAUGGAUUGGCAAAUCAUGAAUAUCCCCGACCUGUGUUCACCAACUCAGGCCCUUCACUUCACUUGUCCAGAUCUCAAUGCUUUCUUCUCUUCAAGUAUUCUAUGGGGCGCCGUGGGAUCGCGACGAAUGUUCACAGGACCUGAUGCGCCAUACCGGUUUUGCCUGUAUGGGUUUUUAGUUGGUGCCAUUGCACCCUUCAUUCCGUGGAUUUUCUCAAAGUUCUGGCCUAGGUCAUCAUGGCGGCUAGUACAUACCCCCGUGAUCUUUGUUGGCUUCUUGAGCUUCGGGACUUGCAACUUGGGUUACUAUACGCCUGUGAUUCCACUCGCACUCUUCUUUCAACGGUUUGUGAAAAAGCGAUACACCGCUUGGUAUGAAAAGUACGCUCUUACACUCACCGCUGGAAUCAGCUCCGGUGUCGCAAUCUUUGGGUUAAUAUAUUUCUUUGCGCUCCAAUUCAAUGGGCAAAGCUACCCCUGGGUUGGAAAUGAGAUUUUUGCAGCGGGAUGCGACGCUGCGACGUGCACUCUGCGGCAAGUACCAACGGAUGGCUUCGGGCCAACUUCUUGGAAAUGAAAAUUCUGAUUGAUGUGUUCAGGCUCUAAGUCUCCGGAUGUCACAAACAACUGUGGAUGGACAAGACCUUUUAUCAUUACAUGAUAGACUUUAUAUCUUCUAUUUCACAUCGUUCAUUUCCUUCACUGACAAGCAAAAUACAGUUAAUUCUUUUUGUAAACAAGAUUAUACAUUCCCUCGACAUGAAAUUUCAAAAAUAUAACCAGAUGUGACUCUGUAAAGG
Messenger RNA from Melampsora larici-populina 98AG31, 2388 nucleotides. Its product is annotated as putative oligopeptide transporter. Gene Ontology annotation, molecular function: oligopeptide transmembrane transporter activity. The coding region runs from base 90 to 2165 and encodes 691 amino acids. The record is from RefSeq and is a predicted model, not a curated record. NCBI's taxonomy places the organism in Eukaryota, Fungi, Basidiomycota, Pucciniomycetes, Pucciniales, Melampsoraceae. The transcript has 29 exons. Gene Ontology annotation, biological process: transmembrane transport.